GGCUCGCAGCCUGGCGCGGGGAGCGCGCCGGGUGGGGUGCGCCCGGGGCUGCACGGGGCAGCAUGGCGGCCCCUAAUGCAGCCCCCGCCGGCGCGGCGGGGCUGGUGGUGUGGCCGCCGGGGGACUGCUUCCGACUGGUCAGACUAUUGGAGGCGCGCUGCUUGGCGGCCACUGCGGCCACAUGCAGGUCUACUUCUGCGCAGCUCCAGGGUGCACUGUCUGGCGGCGCUCGAGCCAUUGAGGGCGGGUCGACGGCGCAGCGGUCGCGCACGAUGCUGGAGGCGCAGCAGGCGCUGGCGGACCUCGACGGCGCGCUGGGGGAGGCGGAGGCCCUGCGGGCGCCCCCGGCGGGCCUCGGCCCGCGCGCCGCGGAGCCGCCGCCGCUGAGGUGGCAAUCUGCCUGGGAGAACCUGCAGCUCCUGGAGGAGUCCCUGCACACCGAGAUGCGAUACGUGUACGGCCCAGACUGGGAGAUGAAGCCGGGCAAGCUCGUCUCGUUGAAGGGCACCUGGCUGAAGACCAACACGCGCUUCUCGUGGGAGCUGUCAGGCGUGCAGAAGCUCUACCUGCCCCAGGGCGUGAUCAUGCCCGUCAUGCAGAUCGGCAGGGUCGCCGACCGGAGAGAGCUGCAGCGCCACGAGUGGGUGUCCCAGCACCUGCGGGUGUGGAUGAGGCCCCCGAUCAUCCGCACGCUGGAGUCCCGCUGCGACGUCUGGUUCGUGUACUGGCCGCACUGGCAGGAUCAAGGCGUGGCGAUCGUGCCCACCAUGGACACGUGGCUGAAGCGGUCCACGCAGAUGAGCGGGGAGCUGCAGCCGUUCGAGCUCGUCUACGUGCCGCGGGGCCUCGCCGUCCGCCUGGCCUGCGCGCCCGAGCCGGUGGAGGAGG
This is a messenger RNA of Prorocentrum cordatum, 888 nucleotides long. The record is from the annotation of a GenBank genome assembly. Lineage: Eukaryota; Dinophyceae; Prorocentrales; Prorocentraceae.